AUGGGCAUGAGCCUUUUCCCGAACCUCGAGAAGGAUGACACGCCCUCGCCGCGGGUGCUGCAGUGCGGUCCCGAGGGCCCGAGCAUGGCGUCCGUGAGCUCUCUGGUGGUCUCCAAGGCGGCCGGCCCCCUGGGCCGCCGUGCCCUGGCGCGGGAGGACAACAGCGGCUCCGCCGGGAGCCCCGGGAGCGCUCGGCGAGAGGCACCGAGCCCCCGGCUCCCCCCGGCUCCCCCCGAGCGGCUCCCGAUGCCGCUGCGCGGGCUGCGCUUUGUGGAGCGGGAUGUGGGCACCGCCCAGAGCGCCGCGGAGGCGUUCUCGCGGGCGGGCGCCGUGCCGCUGCGGGUGCUGCAAGGGGACCUCGCGGCUGUUGCGCGAGGGGCUCACGAGGGCCUCACGAUCGCGGAGGGCGAAGGUACUGUUUCCGGGGGGGCUGCAAGCGGCGCUGCCAGCGCUGGCAGCGCCGCUGGCGGCGCUGCUGGCAGCGCUGCUGGCAGCGCUGCUGGCAGCGCAGGCUCCAAGGCCGAAGCUGCUUUGCCGCCGCUUCCCCUGGAAUCUACGGGCCGGACCUUCCUCAUCUUCGGGGCCAACUCCGCGGGGAUCGCCUCUGGCGGGCUGCAGCGGGCCGUGGCAGAGGCCUUCCCAGCGCAGUUCGAGGACCUGCGUCGGCAGAUCAUAAGGGCGAACUGCGAAGAGCCGCAGGUCUUUGUGAGCCGCGAGGGGCCGGAGCUGUGGCUGGUGGCGGUGGUGUGCUUUCCGCGUCCGGCGAAGGAGCAGGAGCUGGCAGAGAACGGCUUCCUGCGGGCGCUGGAGCUGGCGGAGGACUGCGCGCAAGGCGGCGACUUCGAGGUGGUCACCCACGCUCUGGGCAGCUUCACUGGACACCCAGGCCGCUUCGGCGCUUCGGGCCCGAAGCUGGGGGAGGAGUUGCCUCGGAGCGGCGAAGUGGGCCGCGAAGCCCCAGUCUUUGGGGUCUUUCAUAUGAAGCCGAAGAAUGUCCGAACAUCGGGGGAUCUUCCGAAGACGCGGGGGUUUCCCAGGUGUACAGGUGUAUCACCAGAUGUGGGCUGCGGAGAAGGAGCCCAGGACUUCCCCGCCAGCAUGGCCCGCGGCCUGCUGCGGUACCUCGAUCGAACCUGA
This is a messenger RNA of Effrenium voratum, 1137 nucleotides long. The record is from the annotation of a GenBank genome assembly. NCBI's taxonomy places the organism in Eukaryota, Dinophyceae, Suessiales, Symbiodiniaceae.